Molecule: messenger RNA, 3061 nt
Organism: Mugil cephalus (flathead mullet)
Lineage: Eukaryota; Metazoa; Chordata; Actinopteri; Mugiliformes; Mugilidae
Gene: lars2
Product: leucyl-tRNA synthetase 2, mitochondrial
Exons: 21
Coding region: 179-2890 (903 amino acids)
Biological process (GO): mitochondrial translation; leucyl-tRNA aminoacylation
Cellular component (GO): mitochondrion
Molecular function (GO): aminoacyl-tRNA deacylase activity; leucine-tRNA ligase activity; ATP binding
Source: RefSeq, a predicted model, not a curated record
AAAGGUUAUUGAAAUCCAAGAUGGCGGCGCCUACAGAGGAGUCGUGAUCCAGGGAAACAGGGUAUUUACAACAAUUUUACAAGCGGGACAUGGUGUUUUCAGCACGGACUGUAUGUUUUAUGUCAUUACGACCAUAACGCGAAAACAAAGGAUCUAGAAGUAAACCAGAGACGAGACCAUGCAGGUGUCCGUGAGGCGGCUGGCUCUGCACCCCCUGUGUGCUGCCCGGCGUGGCCAGGGGACGGGCGCUCUCCUGAGUCCCGUCCUCCGCCUCGUGUCCCCCGGCGCCCGUCCCCUGUUCAGCGAGACGGGAGUCUGGGAGAACGACUAUCGAAUGAAGACCAGACGCAGACUGGAAGAAUGGUGGCAACCACGAAUUAUGAAGCAGUGGAAGGACGCCCUCGAGGAGAGCGCAAACAGGAAGAAGUUUUACGUCCUCUCCAUGUUUCCAUACCCAUCGGGGCGACUGCACAUGGGCCACGUGCGAGUGUACACCAUCAGUGACACCAUUGGGCACUUCCAGAGAAUGAGAGGCCAUCAGGUGUUGAACCCGAUGGGUUGGGACGCGUUCGGGCUUCCGGCCGAGAAUGCAGCCAUAGAGAGAGGUCUCGACCCAGUGGACUGGACUAAAAGUAACAUACAGUCCAUGCGGGAGCAGCUGGACAGCCUCGGGCUUUGCUUCAACUGGGACAGAGAAGUGACCACUUGUCUUCCAGACUACUACAAGUGGACGCAGUAUCUCUUUAUAAAGCUGUUUCAAGCAGGGCUGGCAUAUCAGAAAGAGGCUGUGGUGAACUGGGACCCUGUUGAUCACACGGUGCUGGCAGAUGAGCAGGUGGAUGAGAACGGUCGCUCCUGGAGGUCUGGCGCUCUGGUGGAACAGAAGCUGCUCAAACAAUGGUUCAUCAAGACUACAAACUAUGCCAAGCCCCUCUUGGACGCCCUGGAGGACCUUCCAGAGUGGUACGGGGUCAAAUCCAUGCAGGCGAACUGGAUUGGAGAGUGCACCGGCUGCUACUUUGAUUUCAAACUCAAGGUGAACGGGGUGGAGACGGGGGACACCCUGUCGGCCUACAGCUCCUCCCCGGAGACCGUCUUUGGAGCGGCCUACCUGGCCAUCCUGCCCUCGCACAGGCUGCUGCACGGUAGCAGCGCGGUGCGCUCCGUCCUGCAGAAAGCCCUGCAGCCAGGCAGAGACUCCCGGACAGAGGUCACUGCUCACAACCUCUUCACCGGCCACGAGGUUCCCGUGGUCAUCUCGCGCAAGGAGGCAUUUGAAAGCUAUCUGGACACUGUUCUUGGUGUCCCAGACUGUAGCGAGGAGGAUCUGUCUGUGGCCAGAGCUUUGAAUCUGAGUUGGUCAACGGUGCUGAAAACCCUCGAAGAUGGGACGCAAACUUUGAUCAACUCUGGUGAAUUCUCAGGCCUCACCAGAGAGCAGGCCUUUGACUCCAUUACCCAGAAGGCCAGGAAGCAGGGGGUUGGAGGUCACCUUACCAGCCCCAAGCUCAGGGACUGGUUGAUAUCCAGACAGCGCUACUGGGGCACACCCAUCCCCGUGGUGCACUGUGCGUCUUGUGGUCCGGUUGCCGUCCCUGAGGAAGAAUUACCAGUCACUCUACCGAAGCUGCCGUCUCUCACAGGAAAAGGGGCGUCGCCUCUGGCAGCUGCACAUGACUGGGUCAACUGCACGUGUCCUAGGUGUAAGGGCCCGGCGAAGAGGGAGACCGACACCAUGGACACCUUUGUGGACUCGGCCUGGUAUUAUUUUAGAUACACAGACCCUCAUAACGCCGACAGGCCUUUUGAGCGCCACCUAGCGGAUCACUGGCUGCCUGUGGACGUGUACAUCGGGGGGAAGGAGCACGCCGUCAUGCACCUGUACUACGCUCGCUUCCUCAGUCAUUUCUGCAAGGAUCAGGGUCUUGUGGCCCACAGGGAGCCUUUUUGGAAGCUCCUGGUCCAGGGUCUGAUCAAGGGCCAGACGUUUAAACUGGCAGACAGUGGCCAGUAUCUGACGAGAGAAGAAAUAGACUUCACAGGCGAGGAGCCAGUGGCGCGGAGCGGCGGCCGCAUCGAGGUGACGUGGGAGAAGAUGAGCAAGUCCAAACAUAACGGGCUGGACCCCCAAGAGGUGGUGCAGCAGUACGGCGUGGGCACGGUCCGACUGUACAUCCUUUACGCCGCGCCCCCUGAACAGGACAUCCUGUGGAAUGUCAAGACCGAUGCUCUUCCCGGUGUUCUGCGGUGGCAGUCCAGACUGUGGCAGUUGGUGACCAAGCUGAGAGAAGCACGGCAGCUUGGAGACGUCCCCGACCCCUCCCUGCUGAAAAAGAAAGAGCUGGCAGAGGCUAGGAAGAUCUGGGACAACAAGAACUACGCAAUUCAAGAGGUGACAAAUUACUUCACAGAGGGCUUCCUGUUCAACGCGGCCAUCUCUCGUCUGAUGGGACUCACCAACACACUGGGUAGUGCAAAAGUCAGGGUGUUGCAGCACAGCGUGGAGUUUGAGGAAGCCCUGGCCGCCCUGGUUAUGAUGACAGCUCCCAUGGCUCCUCACUUGGCUUCUGAACUGUGGGCAGGUCUUUGUCAGGUGGAAAACCCACUCAGCCCCCUCCUCCAGCGGGGAGGAGACGUCCUGCAGCAGGCCUGGCCUAGCGUGGACCCCGAGUAUUUGGAGGCCCCAGAUUUUGUGGAGGUGUUCGUGCAGAUAAACAACAAGCCCUGUGGCACAGUGACGGUGCCUCUGCAGGAGUCUAAAGACACCAGUCGGGUGCAGCAGCUGGUCUUGGAGAGCCCCCUCGGGCAGAAGCUCCUCAGGGAGCGCAGCAUCAAGCGAGCCAUUCUGUCCCCCAGGGCCUCGCUCGUCAACUUCCUCAUUGAUGAGUGAUGCGUGGCCUUUCACCAUAAGUUUUGGAACUGUUAGAUGGUGGAGAAAAACUGUCAGGGAGGCCAAAGAAACCGACUUUUUUAAGUCUUCAUUUAAGGGUUGUCACCCAUAAUGUGUAUGUAAAGAUAUUUUAUUUAUGUUUUGUGUUUUAAUAAAAAUAUUCAAGUAGAA